AUGUACCUCACCAGCUUGGAUUCAUCCACUGUGACCAUGUGGCUCCUCUACCUGGAAACUCCCGACACUUCUAUCGACCUAUCCGACCCGAACCCGAAACCCCCGACUCCCCAAAUCCACACGCGACUUCACCCACCGCCCUUAUACCUCCAUCGACAAGCACAACAGCCGCCUCCAGUCCAACAACGCCUGGAAAACCGCCAGGGCCUCCUACGCUUUCCUCAUGAAGGUGCCCCAGGCCCGAAACCACCUCUCGAACGACUCGCAGACCCUGGUCAUCUCCGCAGGCUGGGCCACGCUGUGCUAGCUCUGCAGAUGGGCGUGGAGGACAUCACUGGGGUAGAGCUGGUGGACUCGCCGCCGCUGGUGAGCCGGGCGGAUCCUCACAAUCUACUCUUUCUUUACGGGAUUUUUUAUCUGGGUCUCGGGCUAUACCUUGAUCGGCCCUUUUUCCGAGCUGGCUCAUGGGGAAAAUGGAUAGGAUAG
This is a messenger RNA of Striga hermonthica, 486 nucleotides long. NCBI's taxonomy places the organism in Eukaryota, Viridiplantae, Streptophyta, Magnoliopsida, Lamiales, Orobanchaceae. The record is from the annotation of a GenBank genome assembly.